CCUUGGUCUUUUGCUCUGUCUCUUCUUUACAACUCGUUUGGGCUCUGCCUGUGUUCCCAUUCAGUGUGUAAAAUGUAACAACACAGGAGAGCCUAUGGCAGAUACUUGUCAACUCUGCCCUGCAGAUUGCAUUAAUGUGUCUCUUGUGUCUCCAGGAUGUAAAAAAGAAUUUCAGGUUUCAAUCAACAGUACUGGGUCUAAUGUUCAGGAAGGGAACGACAUCACCCUAACAUGUGUUCACAACUUUACCAAUGUGACUCUGAUGUUUGGGUGGAUAAAGGAUGGAAAGGAACUCAAAGGCCAGAAUAAAAGCCAGCUUCUUCUUCAAAGUGUGUUAUCUGAUAAGGCAGGCCAGUACUCCUGCUUUGUGAACAGCUCUUGUGGCUGUUGCAAAUCUUUGCCAGAAGAUGUCACUGUUAGCGACAACAGCGUGGUGAUCCUGAUCAUCUGUGGUGUGUCUGCUUUGGCCCUGGUUCUGCUGAUGGGCAUUAUUAUGAAAUACAAGCUGAAAAGAGACAGCGCUAAACACCGGGAGAGGAUGAAGCAGAGAGCACAGGAUCAGCAGAGAGCCGGCCCAGCUCCAUUCACACCGAGAGAGUCCUAA
Molecule: messenger RNA, 604 nt
Organism: Cheilinus undulatus (humphead wrasse)
Lineage: Eukaryota; Metazoa; Chordata; Actinopteri; Labriformes; Labridae
Product: B-cell receptor CD22-like
Exons: 7
Coding region: 95-604 (169 amino acids)
Source: RefSeq, a predicted model, not a curated record